AUGAAAUUCGGUGAGUCCCUCAGUGAAGGCUUGGUUCCAGAGUGGAAAGAGCAGUAUGUUGACUACAAGGCAGGAAAGAAGCUCAUACACAAGGCAGCUGCUAGUCGACAGGCGUACGAGGAAGUCAAGACAACCGACACGACGCCAUUGCUUCAAUCUGCUAAUGAACCUCCCUAUGUCCCACAAGUGGCACCUCUUCCUCCAGCUGCAAACCUGGGUAAAGGCGACGAGUCUCUGCGGCGAAAGGCGUCGAUUUUCAACUUCUCCAGCAAGUCCAACAGGGACAAAAAGGAGCAGUUCAACGAAGAUAAGACGCAUUUUUACAAGUGGCUCGAGGAUGAGUUGGAUAAAGUAGAUUCGUUUUAUAAGCUGAAAGAAAAGGAAGUUUAUGAGAGGUUUCUUAUUCUCGAGGAUCAGUUUUUUCAUCUUAAGGACCACAGGAGCCACAUGCAAAAACGUGUCUUAUCGGCGACAACGUCCAAACUCCCUGUAAAUGCAACAGUUGAUGGUCUCACGUUCAAGUUCAGAGCCAUGGUGCUGCGUCUCCAGAAGUACGAGUUCCCAACUCUUCCCUCCACGGCUUUCCUCGACAAGUGGAGAGCCAGCAAACUGUCCAACAACGGCAUUCGCCUUGAGGAUAGGGACAAGAAAGAGGAAUACGAUCCAAAUUAUAUAGAAAACCAAAUCAGGAAUGGUAAUCUAGAAUACCUUGAGUCUGACUACGACGAUGAGCUGAUAAAUCCUUCUGAGGAUGAGAGGAUGCCUCAAGUGCAAGAACCCACGCCGGCUCAGGUCAAGCAGACAAAGAAAAGAGACUACACGAAAAAGAAGAGCUUUGGGGUGCCAUAUCUAUAUGCAAAGAGACAGCUCAAAGGUGCUCUUGUUGAGCAUUAUAGGCUUAUUGCCUUGCUCAAAUCGUAUAAAACUAUGAAUAGGACAGCGUUCCGCAAAAUCACAAAGAAGUUUGAUAAGGCUGUGGGAAGCAGCAUGUGCAACGAUUUCAUCAAGAGAAUUGACAAGCAGUCGUACUUCCUUACGAGCGGUAUCCUUGAUAAGAUUCUGAACCGUGUGGAAGAUUUGUUCAUGACUUACUUUGAUAACGAGCAUCAGGAUAAGAAGCAUGGUUUAGAAAAGCUCAAGAGCACCACUUACGCAUACAACAAUGCCCAAAUGAGGCAGCCACUGUACUACUUCAGUACUUUUGCAGCAGGAAUGUUCUUGGGCAUUGGACUUCCACUAUUUAUUAUUGGCUUGGUUGUAGCCUUGGACAAGACACUCCACGGGAAGCUUUAUGAAGGUCGUUUCUUGCUACAGCUUUGGGGUGGUUUUUUCCUUAUUAAUCUAGCAUUUUUCUUCGUUGGCAUCAACUACAUCGUGUUCAACUACUACAAGAUCAGCUACAAAUUCAUAUUCGAAUUCAAUUUGUCUAAUGCGUUGGACUUCAAACAGUUCUGGCUCCUACCGUCGCUAAGCUUCGCAUUUUUGGGACUUUUAGGUUGGUUCUCAUUCAGGGACUUCUGGCCGGACACUUUUCCUGGCAGAACAUUCCCGCUUAUUUAUUUGGGUGUAAUGCUCAUCAUCUUUCUCUGGCCAGGUACCUCGUUUUAUGGUUCAAGCCGAAAAUGGCUACAAAUAGCUUUAUGGAGAAUCUUGUGGUCGGGAUUCUACCCAGUUGAAUUCAGAGACUUCUAUUUGGGAGAUAUAUUGUGUUCGUUGACUUAUCCCAUGGGCAAUAUCUCAUUUUUUUUCUGUCUCUACGCUGACAAAUGGAGGCACGUUUUGGGAGGUGGCAACGUACCGUCAUCCACCGUGAGAUGUGGCUCUGGCUACUCGCGUGUUAUGGGAUUUCUUCAGUCACUUCCAUUAAUCUUUAGAUUCUUGCAAUGUCUUCGCCGUUACAUGGACACGGGUGAUGCGUUCCCGCAUUUGGCCAACAUGGUGAAAUAUUUGGUUGGAGCAAUCUACUACUGUUUGCUUAGUGUUUGGAGAAUCAAUCGCACUAACCAAAACAGAGCCGCUUUCAUUACGUUUGCUUGCAUUAACUCGAUCUAUACCUCCAUCUGGGAUAUUGUUAUGGACUGGUCAUUGGGGCAGACAACUUCGAAAAACUUCUUGUUGCGUGAUCACUUAUUCUACAAAAAGAAAGGGUACUACUAUGUGGCCUCGGUGGUUGAUGUGCUUCUUCGUUUCCAAUGGAUAUUCUAUGCCUUUUUCUCGAGCCAAAUCCAGCAACUGGCAGUGACCAGUUUCUGUAUUGCUCUCGCCGAAAUCUUCCGUCGUUUCAUCUGGAUGUUCUUCCGUAUGGAAAAUGAGCAUUGCACAAAUGUCAUUCUCUUCCGGGCAUCCAGAGACGCCCCCUUGCCAUACAUGGUGCUGGCUAAAGUUGAAAAAGCAAUCAAGAGAUUAGUGGACAUGAAAUACGAUACACACAAGACUUCUGAGGACGAGUUCUCUCCAGACUCAGAAACCAGUUACAGUUCAGGUGGCCACGCAGAGCCCUCCUUGGCGAAAGCGUCAAUUGCAAAAACCACAGCCCUCAGUAGACAGUCGGCUAAAUCAGAUCGUCCCUUUGAUGAGGAGGCAAGCGAGUCUUUCAAACUUUCCCAUAAGAGCCAUGCGCCGUUGGGCGAGACAUUGCGCAGGCGUUCCACCAUUAACGCCAUUCUGGAUGCCUUGAACAAGGCCCACAUUAAGGAUUUUCAAAGGAAAACGUACUCAGUACCUAUUGACGAUAGUGAUGAAGAAGAAGAGGAUGAAGAAGAUGGAAGAAAAGUUGGUCCUUCUCGAGGCCAGAACAAACAACUGCCAUAG
This is a messenger RNA of Candidozyma auris, 2811 nucleotides long. RefSeq names its product Syg1p (gene SYG1). Bases 1 to 2811 code for a protein of 936 amino acids. The record is from RefSeq and is a predicted model, not a curated record. Gene Ontology annotation, cellular component: cytoplasm; Golgi apparatus; plasma membrane. The transcript has a single exon. Gene Ontology annotation, biological process: cellular response to phosphate starvation; phosphate ion transport. NCBI's taxonomy places the organism in Eukaryota, Fungi, Ascomycota, Pichiomycetes, Serinales, Metschnikowiaceae. Gene Ontology annotation, molecular function: inositol hexakisphosphate binding.